UACGGGUACAAAUUACGUCCCGGUUACAAAGCUGGGAUUUCCGACUUUAUAGCUGUUUGUUUGCUUGUUUGUAAUAGACUGUACGUUUGUACUUUGUACAAAUGUAUUGCCUUAAGAAAAACAACUAUGAAAAUGCUGCGCCGGUUCGCCUUUUAUGAACGAUUAAAACGAUAACCGGACACGGAUAAAAACAGCGCGCCGCCAGCCUAUAGGUCCUGAAUCAGUGUCCUGAGAUAGAUCACAGAGUUGUGUUACUGGAGCACCAGGAGAGGUGUGUCACAGUCUUCAGGCCUUCUCCAGAUCAUAGGUUGAGUAUCAUGUUCCAACAAUCUGCCAAUUGGAUUUGUGUCAUUUCAGUUGGAUUAAACCUGUUUUUCCUGAAACAGAAUUAUUAUACCAGUUCAUGGCCAACCAGAAUUUUUAAGUCUCCAUUCGAAGCACCACCUAUGCAUAGUACUGAUCCACAACUGUCAAAAAACAGCACCAUCAUUCUUAUAUGGUUCUGGCCAUUUGGAAAACAUUUUGACUUGACCUCUUGCAAAUCUGUAUUUAACAUAGAAGGCUGUUAUUUAACUGAUGACAGAGCCCUCUACAGCAAGGCCCAUGGAGUCAUUAUACAUCACAGGGAUAUUAAAUGGGACCUGUCUAAUUUACCAUCUCAGCCACGGCCAUUUUUUCAGAAAUGGGUUUGGAUGCACUUCGAGUCCCCCAACAACACACCAAAAAUACCAGGACUGAGCAACUUAUUCAAUGUAACUUUGAACUACAGACAGGAUGCAGACAUUACAAUCCGUGAGCAAAUGAUUAUCAAAUCUCCAGACACAGAGGAUGAAAUCUUCCCUAAAGUCCUAAAGAAGAAGGACAAACAAGUGUGUUGGAUUGUCAGCAACUGGAAUGAGCAGCACGAUAGGGUGACAUAUUAUAAAGAACUGAAGCAACAUAUCACCAUUGAUACAUAUGGACAUGCAUUUCAGAAACCACUAAAAAGGGAAGAAUAUGACAACGUGCUGACAUCAUGUAAAUUUUAUCUGGCAUUUGAGAACACAAAAAGUAAAGACUACAUGACAGAAAAACUGUAUAAUCCCCUCACAAAAGGCAGCAUUCCAGUGGUCCUUGGGUCACCCAGAUACAUAUAUGAGCGGUUUAUACCAGGUGAUGCUUUCAUUCAUGUGGAUGAUUUUCCAUCCCCUAAGGACCUGGCUCAGCAUCUGCUGUCAUUAGACAAGAAUGAGGUGGAGUACAAAAAGUAUUUUCAAUGGCGAAAACUCUAUGAAGUUAAACAUGUUGAUUUUCCCAGAGAGCAUGUAUGCUAUGCUUGUGAUUACAUCCGUAGGAAAAAUAACCACCAAGUUUUUACAAACCUUUAUGACUGGUACUGGGACCACACAAAUGAAUGAGAUCUUUGCUGUUGCUGUACUUAUUCCAAUAAAUGGGGAUGAUUUGUUGUACACACUGA
Messenger RNA from Electrophorus electricus (electric eel), 1456 nucleotides. RefSeq names its product 4-galactosyl-N-acetylglucosaminide 3-alpha-L-fucosyltransferase 9-like. Gene Ontology annotation, molecular function: alpha-(1->3)-fucosyltransferase activity. The record is from RefSeq and is a predicted model, not a curated record. Gene Ontology annotation, cellular component: membrane. Lineage: Eukaryota; Metazoa; Chordata; Actinopteri; Gymnotiformes; Gymnotidae.